CCUCACUGGAUCGUCGCCCCCCUUCAUGGGGAAAUGACAAACAUGGCAAAAGGUUCAGCCUUGGCAAGAGAGGACAAAUUGGGCCUAUCCCAGUCAGCAAGCCUUGUACGUGAAGCCUUGAAAGAAAUUCAGGAAAGCUUUGGAGCCGCCUUUGGUGGCCUGAAGCAUUGUACUCUGUACCCUCUAGAUGACGUCCCGCCAACGGUCCGAUCAUUGUGGCAAUCCUGCACCACAUCCUUGCCAACGUUAUACAAUUCAUCCCAAUGCUGGACCGUCCGAACGCCUUUAGCUCGCGAACUCGUCAUCGAUGCGCUGAUUAAAAUCAGGAGCAAACAGAUUCAGUCUGCUUCCGAAGAGGACUUCCGGCUCAAUUAUCAAGGCGAAGUUAACGAAUCAAUCGAUCCUACAAUCGUCCUUGCGCAACUAGUUGACCCGGACCCGUGCUGUCCUGCGUUUCUCACUGGUUUACGAUCGCCAUCCGUGGAAAGCUGCGGCUUUCGCUGUCCAUAUGAUCUUUGUACGGUCGUGGAGCCGGAAGAAGAAUGCAACAUCCAGGUUAAUAUGACCCCCAAAUUCUCUUUUGUUGAUCUUCAUAUCGAUUAUGGAGCGGACGGUUUGUCGACUCUGGUCGGCGAUUGCCGAAAGAUAUGGCUGUUGUAUCCUCCGUCGGAAGCCAACCUGAGGGCUAUGAAGAUGGUAGACAGCCAACGAGCAAAGCUCAUGCGGAUUAUGCAUCAAUUGGAAGGAGGGGUGAUAGUGCCGACAACCGCAUCCCAUGCCAUCUAUAUACCGGCAGGCUGCAUCCAUGCCACAUUUACCUUACAAGGAGGUUUCCUCGUUGCGAAGGACUUCACAUCCUCCGAGUCUCUCACCGCGAUUGCGUCAUAUCUACUGCAUAAGUUGGAUCAGACGCUGCCAUCUGAAGCUCGUAGUGUCUGUUAUGACUGGUUCGAACGCUGCCUGGAUGUGUGUUUGAGCAGUGGGAAACUGGACACCGCACUCGAAGCUUGGAUCCUCUCGCAAGACCACCUGGCUGCGUGGGCUGCAUCACAUCGACAAUGGCGUAUCAACGUCCGUCGCUUAUGGGAACAGCACUUGCACAAUAAAAUAUUCAGUGAUUGUCCUUGCGGUAUGCAGGAGAGGACCACGGUAUUGUCUCAUCAUGUUUUUGCGACACACUUAAAUUUUCUGUUACCGCCUUCUCAGCUACGUCGGUUGAAAUGAAUUGGCAUGUAUCAUGAU
This is a messenger RNA of Talaromyces stipitatus ATCC 10500, 1242 nucleotides long. RefSeq lists its product as uncharacterized. Lineage: Eukaryota; Fungi; Ascomycota; Eurotiomycetes; Eurotiales; Trichocomaceae. Bases 34 to 1224 code for a protein of 396 amino acids. The transcript has 2 exons. The record is from RefSeq and is a predicted model, not a curated record.